AUGACUGCCACGCCGUCAUCCGAAACCUCGCAUGAGUCGGCCGACGAGACGAACCGCACGCGUCAGCCUAGUAUUUCGAAGGCAUCCACGACGAAGGAUAAAGAAUGCCAGUACUGCCAUCAACAUUUCACCUCCUCCUCUCUCGGCCGGCAUCUUGACCAAUUCAUAUCCAAGAAGAAGCCUGAUGGGAUUCAUGAUGUCGAAGAAAUCCGAAGAUUGCGGGGUGGAAUCACCAGGCGCACCGCUCGAGGCUCGAGGCGUGACAGGGAGAAAGACAAGGAGCGGGAUGAGACACAUUCUUCACAGACAACUCCAGGGCCGGGUCCGCAGCCGGGCACACUCACAUCGUCUGCGACGGAGCUGAACCGCGUACCUCCAGGCGGAUUUCAUUUUCGUUUAAACAGGCUGAAUUGGCAGGCGACGGGCGUGAUCACUGACCCGGCCACCCUCGAUUCUCCUGUUGCGCCUACUCCUCCCACUCCCGCAAUUGUUGCCAGUCCACCUGGCACGAAGCGUAGCUUUUCCACAUUCGCACAAGAUACAAAUCCUACAAGUUCUACAGAGACGACGCGCGCCCUCGAAUUGGCUCUGCGGGAAGUUCUCGACUCUCUGCGAGCGGCCACCAAACAUGCCUCACCGAAGCCGUCGCCGUUCAAAUUCGACGUUCCUUCGCAGACAUUCCCAUCUUUGUGCCUGAAGCUCCUGCCAGCACCGGCAACCUUGUUCCAGACGUCACCCUUCUCCACGCCGCAAUCCAUGCCAAUCUCCCCGCCCGGCCCCGAUCAGCUGCAGCCGUUGCGGCAAAAGCUCACUGCGACCAUCGACUAUUGGAAAUGGCAGGCCUUGAGGUUGGCACAGCCGACGACCUCGAAUAUUGCGGAGGAGGCUGACUUUCUGGACCGAAGCGCGACCCAAUGGGCCGAAACGGCCCUCAAUCACCUCGAGACAAGUUAUCAGAAUUGGAUGGCCCACCCACUGGAAAUACGCGGCUUGCUGUGGCAAGUGGAGUUAUUGAGGGCUUACAAUAUGGAGCAACAAAGGGUGGCAGAGUUGGAGGAGAGGUUGGAGUCCAUCCAACAAGAAGCAAAUCAACUGCAGCAACAGGUGGAACAUUUAUCUCGUUGCCAGUGGCCGCGUGAAAUGGCUCUAUGGCCUCCGGAGCGCAAGACUUACGGACAAACCAUGCGUGAAGAGCUUCGGCUGGUUAAUCUCAACAAGAUACCCUGGGCGGACGGCGCAGACAUCGACGUAAUGUUGCUGCCGGACAAUGUGAACACGAGAGGGGAUAAAUGGGAUUUCGACAAAUUGGUCAACAAGUGGAAAACCCGCGUCCGAGAAGACAAGAACCGGCGAAUGCCGCAAAGCCAGCCUACGACAGAGAAUGGGGCGAAAGGUGUUGAGGCGAAGAAGUCGCAGAGCGACUCUGCGUCGAAUGGUAUCUCCAAUGGGCAGUCCCCGAAUGCUGUCGAAGAGAGGCAGCGAACUACGAGGAAUCAAAAGGGUACCAUCAGCAUUAUUUCGGAUCUGUAA
Molecule: messenger RNA, 1530 nt
Organism: Capronia coronata CBS 617.96
Lineage: Eukaryota; Fungi; Ascomycota; Eurotiomycetes; Chaetothyriales; Herpotrichiellaceae
Exons: 1
Coding region: 1-1530 (509 amino acids)
Source: RefSeq, a predicted model, not a curated record